AUGGCUCGUAGGCGGAGCGCUAAGAUACAAUGGAUCGGCAACGACGCGAAGCGCGAGGAAGCGUUGAGGAGGCGCCUCCCUACGCUCGCGAAGAAGGCUCAAGAGCUAGCGAUCCUCUGCAACAUUCCAAUCUGCCUAUUGGUGUGUGUUCCCGGUGAAGCCCGACCGGUCCUACAGUGGCCAUCACCGGAGGAAGCCACUACUCUCCUGCAACGGUAUGGCAACAUGUUAGACUCAGAAAAACUCAAGAAUAAGGUGGAUGCCGCCGGCUUCAUCCAGCAGAUGAUCAUCAAGGCAAAGGCGAGGUUGUUGAAAAACUACCGGAAGAACCACGAAUCGAAGAUCAAUUUGUUGCUCAGUCACCUCUAUGGUGGCCAUCGAAGCUUUGGCGAGAUGCCCCUUGAAAUCCUCCAUGUCCUUGGAAAGAGGGUAGAGAUGCAACUCAAUGCAGUCAAUGCACGCAUUGAGGAGCUCCGUUCAGUGUCAGCACUAGUGUUGCCUCCACCACAUGAGCAAGAUGCGUCACUGGCCAUGCUGCCAUCUCCUCUUGCACCCAUUGAAUCCAUUCAUGUGGUGCCAGCGACCGAAGUAAUCUCAAUGAAUGAUCAUCACAUUGGUGCAGCCACCUCAACUGAUGGGGCGAACUCCUCUUCUGCGGUGCAAGUGCCUGACAAUGUGCAGAUGGUUGAUCCUCUCCCUAUGGUACUGUUGCCUCCUUCAAUGGUGGAUCCAUUGCCUGAUGAUGCUUUUGAUGCUCCCAUGACCCAUGAUCAUGAUCCCCUCCAUGGUAGCUACCUCUUCGAGGGUGAUCCAUCUUCAGCGUCAUUUGCUUUCAUUGAUUCAUUGAGUUCGAUCCAUAGUGUCAAUUCUACAGUGUAA
Aegilops tauschii subsp. strangulata is the source of this 879-nucleotide messenger RNA. The record is from RefSeq and is a predicted model, not a curated record. NCBI's taxonomy places the organism in Eukaryota, Viridiplantae, Streptophyta, Magnoliopsida, Poales, Poaceae.